Messenger RNA from Gossypium arboreum, 1261 nucleotides. Its product is annotated as growth-regulating factor 10-like. Gene Ontology annotation, cellular component: nucleus. Gene Ontology annotation, biological process: DNA-templated transcription; regulation of DNA-templated transcription; developmental process. The transcript has 3 exons. NCBI's taxonomy places the organism in Eukaryota, Viridiplantae, Streptophyta, Magnoliopsida, Malvales, Malvaceae. The record is from RefSeq and is a predicted model, not a curated record. The coding region runs from base 300 to 1043 and encodes 247 amino acids. Gene Ontology annotation, molecular function: ATP binding.
CAGCUACCUGACAUGUCAGAUGACUUUCAGUCUCACUUUCAUCUCUAUCCAUCUCUCCAACAUUUCUUUUAAACACAACUCGGGCGUGCUUGGUUUCUGUCAUUCUUGCAUUUGUCUCUUUUAUAAGUCUCAUGGCUUUUCCUUUUGUUACAGAUACACGUUUAGGAGGAUACCCCAUUACUCUGCCAUCAACUGAAUUUUUCUGACUCUAAAAAAAUCUUUUAACCUUUACUGUUAAUUCACUGUUUGUUGCAAUUGCAUCCUUUUGUUUGCCACUGAAUUGUGCCCAUACGCAAGAGAUGGAGCCCCAAGACUCAUCACCUCUCAAGACUGGCCAUUUUUCAGACCUGGGGAUAGGACUUACAAAUUUGGGUGAUUCGGGGAACAUGGAGAGUAAUAGAUUGAGUGGAGGAGAAGGGUCACCUCCAAUUGGAUUAGGUCUCGAGCUUGGAUGUGGGUCCGGUCAUAUACAAACUGGGAUCACUAAAUCAUGUGGGUUCACAAUCUUUCAACUCCAGGAGUUACAGCUUCAAUCUCUCAUCUACAAGUACAUGGAAGCUGGCCUUCCUGUUCCCCAUCAUCUACUUCUUCCUAUAUGGAAAAGUGUUGCUGGUUCUCUUGGUGGCCUCCACGGCAGUCCUUAUCAACUUUACUACGGUUUUUUGGGUUGUGGACCCUUGCAGUUGGGGUAUAAGAAUGGGGUAGAUCCAGAGCCAGGAAGAUGUAGACGAACAGAUGGGAAGAAAUGGAGAUGUAGCAAAGAAGCCGUCCCAGAUCACAAGUACUGCGAGAGACACAUGCAUAGAGGUCGUCAACGUUCAACAAAGCUUGUGGAAGCUUCUCAAGUAACUAGAACUAGUAUUAGCCGCAACAAUGCCAAUACCAACCUCUCCAUUUCUCUUCAAGUGGAUAGCAGUAAUAAUAGUGGUAAUGGCAGCAAUCUCUCUUCCAGUUUUACUGGGUUUUCUCCGAACAUUGCUCUUCUGCGAGGGGGUGAUUCGAAAGCUGUACCUCUUUCACCACAGUUUCAAGAAUUAUUAUAGAAGGAAAAAAAAAAAGAUUUUAAUAUGACAGAUUUUGAUAGACGUUUGUUUGUAGGUAAAAUUUAAAGCUUUAGAAGAUUUUGCCAGAGUUUGGUGAUUUUGUUUUGAUGUACUGCAUUUUUAGAUGUGAGAGACAUUAAUGGUGAUUAUGAUUAGGUUUGCUUGGUAGAGUUGUGAACCCACCUCGGUCCAUAAAAAUGGUAACUUGAUCAAAGAAA